Messenger RNA from Prunus mume (Japanese apricot), 991 nucleotides. Its product is annotated as trans-resveratrol di-O-methyltransferase-like. Lineage: Eukaryota; Viridiplantae; Streptophyta; Magnoliopsida; Rosales; Rosaceae. The record is from RefSeq and is a predicted model, not a curated record. Gene Ontology annotation, molecular function: O-methyltransferase activity; protein dimerization activity.
UCUUCGUAUGAGUAAUUCAUGAAAUCAUUUGUUCUUAAGAGUGAUAUAAGCAGGACUGGUUUGUUAGUAGCAAAAUAAUUUGCAGAAGAAUUAUGGAUGGUGAUGAAGCAAGAGACUUGUUUCAAGCUCAGUCUCAUUUGUACAAACACAUAUUCAACUUCCCAGCUUGUCACCUUUUGUUUUGGCGAUGCUCGAUCCGGCCCUUGCAACCCCAUGGCAGUUCUUGGGAAAUUGGUUCCGAGGGAACGAGCUAACCCCAUUUGAGAGUGCACAUGGGAUGGGAUUUUGGGAAUAUGGAGACCAAAACCAGGAGUUCAACAGUCAUUUCAACGAGGCAAUGACUAGUGAUUCUGGAAUGAUGAACUUGGUCAUUGAAGAUUGCAAGCCAAUCUUUGAAGGGUUGAGUUCAUUAGUUGAUGUAGGGGGUGGUACAGGCAAAGUUGCUAGGAUCCUUUGUGAGGCCUUCCCUCACUUGAAAUGCACCGUUCUUGAACUUCCACAGGUUGUUGCUAAUUUGGCAGACACUGAGAAUUUGAAGUUCAUUGGAGGUGAUAUGUUCCAGGCCAUCCCUCCAGCCGAUGCUAUUUUACUCAAGCUGACUUUACAUGCUUUGAGCGAUGAGGAAUGCUUGAAGGUUCUGAAGAAAUGCAGAGAAGCCAUUCCAGGCAAUGGUCAAGGGAAGGUCAUCAUCAUAGACAUAGUGAUAGACGAUACGAAAGAUGAGCACGAAAUAACAGAAGCAAAGCUCUUUUUUGACCUGCUGAUGAUGGUUGUGGUUACUGGAAGAGAGAGAAGCGAGAAGGAUUGGAAAAAACUCUUCCUUGAGGCUGGCUUCAGCAACUACAAGUUAACACCAAUAUUUGGUUUGAGGUCCCUUAUUGAAGUCUAUCCUUAGAAACAAUCAUGUAUUGCAAGAUUUAUGUGGCUCCUGAAUAAAUUAAAUCACAUUUGCAUAUCAUGAUUAUUAAUGGCUAAUCUCUUUUACCCGUAA